Molecule: messenger RNA, 1295 nt
Organism: Coregonus clupeaformis (lake whitefish)
Lineage: Eukaryota; Metazoa; Chordata; Actinopteri; Salmoniformes; Salmonidae
Product: V-type proton ATPase subunit d 1-like
Exons: 8
Coding region: 1-1053 (350 amino acids)
Biological process (GO): proton transmembrane transport; vacuolar acidification; vacuolar transport
Cellular component (GO): lysosomal membrane; proton-transporting V-type ATPase, V0 domain; vacuolar proton-transporting V-type ATPase complex
Molecular function (GO): proton-transporting ATPase activity, rotational mechanism
Source: RefSeq, a predicted model, not a curated record
AUGUCGCUGUAUCCAGAGCUUAGCUUCAAUGUGGACCAUGGGUACUUGGAGGGGCUGGUACGAGGACUGAAGGCUGGGAUACUGACUCGGUCCGACUACCACAACCUGGCCCAAUGUGACACACUAGAGGACAUGAAGCUGCAUCUGCAGAGUACAGACUAUGGCAGCAUCCUGACCGCUGGGAAUGAGGACCUGACCGUGUCUCUCGUCGACCACAGACUGAAGGAAAACAUUCUGACUGAGUUCCGCUGCCUACGCGCUCACUCCCUACUGCCCCUCUCCACCUUCCUCGACUACAUCACCUACAGUUACAUGAUUGACAACGUGGUGCUGUUGAUCACCGGUGCCCUGAAGCAGAGGGACGUGGCAGAGCUUCUGCCACGGUGCCAUCCACUGGGAAUGUUUGACCAGAUGGCAGCGGUUGGCAUUGCCCGCACCCCUGCUGAGCUCUACUGUGCCAUCCUGGUGGACACACCUCUGGCUCCGUUCUUCCAGGAUGCUGUGUCUGAGGCCAACCUGGAUGAGAUGGGUGCUGAGAUCAUGAGAAACAAACUGUACAAGGCUUAUUUGGAGGCAUUCUAUAAAUUCUGUCAGGAGAGUGGAGGAGCCACAAAGAACAUCAUGUGUCCUAUCCUGGAGUUUGAGGCCGACCGGCGUGCGUUCAUCAUCACAGUGAACUCGUUCGGGACAGACCUGAGUGGGGGGGAGAGGAGCGCCCUGUACCCCUCCUGUGGGAGACUGUACCCUGAGGGGCUCCGUCUCUUGGCCAGGGCAGAGGACUACGAGCAGGUCAAAGCUGUGGCUGACUACUACCCUAACUAUAAACUCAUAUUUGAUGAACCUGAGGCAGAAUCCUCCAGAACCCUGGAGGACAGAUUCUUUGAGCGGGAGGUGCAGCUGAACACUCUGGCCUUUCUGGAGCAGUUCCAUUUCGGCGUGUUCUACUCCUACAUCAAGCUGAAGGAGCAGGAGGCUCGCAACAUCAUCUGGAUUGCAGAGUGUGUCACACAGAGACAGAAGUCUAAGAUCGACAACUACAUCCCCAUCUUCUAAAGGACGAACACACUGUCACUUUUUGUAUUAGUAGUAGUAUUAGCAACGGUCGUCAAAAUGGAUAAAAGGUUAAAAAUACAGUUCUGAUAAAUGUAACAGCUGCACAGAUACUCAACUCUUUUUUAAUAAACAAAAAGCAUCAAAUAUUGACUGUAUUAUAACACAUAAACAAUUGUAUAAUGAGAGCCAGAAAAAUCUAUGGAAUCCAGACAUUUUGGUGCGACUUCAGGUAUUCAAUUGAA